AGCAGUUAGCAGGGUAUACGGACAGCAAAGAAAGAGAAGCAAAAGCCUCACGAGUUCUGGAAAAGAAUGGAGGCGUACGGGGGAUGCUUUGUAGAUGACAAGGCAAUUAGAGUGGAGAACAUAUUCCUCGACUUCCUCAAGAGCUUCAGGUUGACCACAAAUGGGGAAUCGUAUUACGAGGCGGAGAUACAGGCGAUGAAAGGGAACGAGUCGAGCACCAGUUUCAUCGACUUCUCGCACGUCACUUACAACGAUAUUCUCCAGAAGGCCAUCGCUGAUGAGUACUUGAGAUUCGAGCCUUACUUGAAGAAUGCAUGCAAGAGGUUCGUGAUGGAGAAUCCCGCUUUUGUUGCGGACGCCGAUGAUAGCCCCAACAAGGACAUCAAUGUUGCCUUCUUUAACAUUCCCUUCACCAAGCGCUUGAGAGAAUUAACCACAGCAGAAAUUGGGAAGCUAGUAUCAGUCACAGGAGUAGUCACACGCACAAGCGAAGUCAGGCCAGAGCUUCUCCAAGGAACUUUCAAGUGCUUGGAAUGCGGAAGCCUCAUCAAGAAUGUUGAACAGCAGUUCAAGUACACAGAGCCAGUAACCUGUGUAAGUGCAACAUGUCUAAAUAGAACAAAAUGGGCAUUGCUUCGACAAGAGAGCAAGUUUGCAGAUUGGCAGAGGGUAAGAAUGCAGGAGACUUCCAAAGAGAUACCUGCUGGUUCCUUACCUAGAUCAUUGGAUGUUAUUCUCCGUCAUGAGAUUGUUGAACAGGCUAGGGCAGGCGACACUGUCAUCUUCACUGGUACUGUUGUUGUGAUACCGGACAUAUUGGCAUUGGCCUCCCCUGGUGAAAGAGCAGAAUGCCGUCGAGAAUCUUCUCAACGCAAGAAUUCUACUGCUGGACAAGAAGGUGUGAGGGGUCUUCGUGCAUUAGGAGUCAGAGACCUAUCCUAUCGUCUUGCCUUUAUUGCCAAUUCGGUUCAGGUUUCUGACGGUAGAAAGGAUGUUGACAUCAGAAAUAGAAAGAAGGAUGGUGAUGAAGAUGACCAACAGUUCACGUCAGAGGAGCUUAAAGAAAUUCAAAGAAUGAGAGAUACCCCUGAUUUCUUCAAUAAGCUUGUUGACAGCAUUUCACCAACUGUUUUUGGUCACCAAGAUAUCAAGCGAGCAAUCCUACUUAUGCUUUUGGGUGGUGUCCACAAGCUCACUCACGAAGGCAUCAAUCUGAGAGGAGACAUAAAUGUCUGUAUAGUUGGAGAUCCUAGCUGUGCAAAGUCUCAGUUUCUCAAGUACACAUCAGGUAUUGUUCCCAGAUCUGUCUACACAUCUGGCAAAUCCUCUUCUGCUGCUGGAUUGACUGCGACUGUGGCCAAAGAACCAGAAACUGGUGAAUUCUGUUUUGAGGCAGGUGCGCUGAUGCUGGCUGACAAUGGCAUAUGUUGCAUUGAUGAAUUUGACAAGAUGGAUGUCAGAGAUCAGGUUGCAAUUCAUGAAGCUAUGGAACAACAGACUAUAAGCAUCACUAAAGCUGGGAUACAAGCAACACUAAAUGCCCGGACAUCAAUUCUAGCUGCAGCUAAUCCUACUGGGGGUCGCUAUGAUAAGUCUAAACCACUCAAGUAUAAUGUUGCUCUCCCUCCAGCAAUUCUUUCUAGGUUUGAUCUGGUAUAUGUCAUGAUUGAUGACCCAGAUGAUCAAACUGAUUACCAUAUUGCCCACCACAUUGUGAGAGUUCACCAGAAGCAAGAAGAAGCACUUGCUCCUGCAUUCACUGCUGCACAACUGAAGCGAUAUAUUACAUAUGCAAAAACUUUAAAACCAAAGCUAACCCCAGAAGCAAGAAAACUCUUGGUUGAGUCUUAUGUUGCACUCAGACGAGGUGAUACAAAUCCUGGCAGCAGAGUUGCGUACCGGAUGACGGUUAGGCAGCUGGAGGCAUUAAUCAGGCUGUCUGAGGCCAUUGCUCGGAGUUAUUUGGAAACUCAGGUACAACCGCGACAUGUUCGUGUAGCAGUGAGAUUGCUGAAAACAUCUAUAAUAAGUGUGGAGUCCAGUGAGAUUGAUUUGUCAGAGUUUCAAGAUGAUGGUGCUGAUGAUAGAAAUGGUGAUUCUGGCCAAGGUGAUGCUCAACCAAGAAAUGUUGCAGCUGAGCCAGCUUCUGGAACUGCAGCUAGGACUAUAUCAGCUGUGUUACUUAAAUCUUUUUAUUUUCAUAAACACUUGAGUUUGAGGAUGAAAAUGAACUAUUGUCUUUCUGAAAAUGGAGCAGGUUCUGCCAAUCAUCAAAAGGAAGAAUAUAGGGUAAAGGAAGACUAUUUUCAGAGGGUUACUCAAGCCCUCGUCAUGCGACUUAGACAGCAUGAAGAAACCGUCAAGCAACAAGACACUGGGCUGGCAGGAAUGAGUCAGGGUGAUUUAAUCCAGUGGUAUGUGAAUCAGCAGAAUGAGAAAAACAACUACAGUUCCACUGCAGAAGUAGAAGUAGAAAUUAAGCGAAUUAGAUCACUUAUUGAGAGAUUGAUUCGGAGGGAAGGCUACUUGAUUGUGCUAGAUGAUGGUAGGCAAGAAGAGGGUGAAGGUGCAGCACGAUUAGCUAGAGACAGCAGGAUUUUAGCUGUGGCUCCUAAUUAUGCCAUGGAUUAAUGUGAAAUUUCAUUAAAAGUAUGAGCCAAAUGUGGAAAUGCAUUAUCGGCUCCGCUUGCAUGAUUGUUAGGAUUGCAGACAGAAAAGCUGUCAAGGGUUGAAAGUUGGGUACCAUCAGCACUGCAGAUUUUGGCUUCACUAGUUUCUUGAUUUUUGGGGGUUAAUGUGCAUUAAACAAGGAUUUUCUUCCUCCCUAACACUUUUUCUUUCCUGGUGGGACGAGUAAGCUUGAUUACAGAUGUUAGUGGGGAACCUACCUAGAGUGAGAAUUCAGGUUUGAAGGUGAUCCGCCUGUGUAACAGUUUAAAGCACUUUGAGGUAAUCUAACAAACAUAAGUGGUCUUGA
Theobroma umbraticum is the source of this 2977-nucleotide messenger RNA. RefSeq names its product minichromosome maintenance (MCM2/3/5) family protein (gene MCM6). Gene Ontology annotation, molecular function: ATP binding; single-stranded 3'-5' DNA helicase activity; single-stranded DNA binding. The record is from RefSeq and is a predicted model, not a curated record. NCBI's taxonomy places the organism in Eukaryota, Viridiplantae, Streptophyta, Magnoliopsida, Malvales, Malvaceae. Gene Ontology annotation, cellular component: MCM complex; nucleus. Gene Ontology annotation, biological process: double-strand break repair via break-induced replication; mitotic DNA replication; DNA replication initiation.